Messenger RNA from Aspergillus versicolor CBS 583.65, 273 nucleotides. RefSeq lists its product as uncharacterized. The transcript is spliced from 2 exons. The record is from RefSeq and is a predicted model, not a curated record. The coding region runs from base 1 to 273 and encodes 90 amino acids. NCBI's taxonomy places the organism in Eukaryota, Fungi, Ascomycota, Eurotiomycetes, Eurotiales, Aspergillaceae. Gene Ontology annotation, molecular function: cysteine-type endopeptidase inhibitor activity.
AUGCCCAUGCCCGGCGGGUACUUCGAAACAUUGCCAGACGCAAGGGUGGCAAAAGCAGAAGAGGUCGCCAUCGACGCUAUAAAAGAACAGUAUGGCGGGGAUGUGACUGUUGAGAAGGUUGAAAGACAGGUUGUUGCGGGGACAAAUUAUCGCAUUCACCUAAGAGCUGGUGAUACCAAAUAUCUGGUUGUUGUUUUCGAGAGCCUGCCAAUUAACGAGACCACGUUCACCGUAUCCUCUGUUGAGAAGUUACCUGAUAGUACAGCUAGAUAG